Cylindrotheca closterium is the source of this 612-nucleotide messenger RNA. NCBI's taxonomy places the organism in Eukaryota, Bacillariophyta, Bacillariophyceae, Bacillariales, Bacillariaceae. The record is from the annotation of a GenBank genome assembly.
AUGACUCAAAACAAGAUUCUUUAUUCUGCAGAGCUAACCAAUCAUAUGAACAGAGCAGCAUACUUUGAAACAAACAAGGUACAGAUAAAGGUAAAGUCCCAGCUACAGUUCCAGCUACAGUUCUUGGGGCUAUCUCCAGUGACAGGUAUUAUCACAAGUGAAGGUUCAAGUGUUGUGGGAAGCGUUAACACCCCUUUGCAACUUGUUGGUAUUACAGGUGGUCAAAUGAUGCAAGUUCCUGCAGGAAUGCAACUGAUGCAAAUUCCAACUCAAGGUGGCGGCACUGCAACUGUCCCUUACUCUAUGAAUGCUAAUGGUGAGAUCACGUUCAGUGGAAUGCAACUCAGCCAACAAUGGUUCAGUGGUGCUCAAAUGUAUGACGGAUUUGAUGCAACUCAAGCUCCAACUCCGCAGGUCACAAAGACUGGCUAUUUCAAUAUGUCAAAUGUCUUCCAUGAUGCUAUCAAGGAAAAGGAUGAGAAUGGCAAUGAUGUCUAUCUUAUUUCAUGUCCUGCUUGUACAGCAAAUGUCAAACUUCAAGCAGACUGGCACAAUGCUAGUGAAAAUGAAGACUUGCCAGAUCUUGUUACUGAAGCAGAUCAAGGUAUGUAG